Messenger RNA from Trichoplusia ni (cabbage looper), 2419 nucleotides. Its product is annotated as oxysterol-binding protein-related protein 1-like. The record is from RefSeq and is a predicted model, not a curated record. Gene Ontology annotation, molecular function: protein binding. The coding region runs from base 331 to 2190 and encodes 619 amino acids. Lineage: Eukaryota; Metazoa; Arthropoda; Insecta; Lepidoptera; Noctuidae. The transcript has 14 exons.
UGACAGUCUGUUUUGACAAUUUGUUAAUAGUCGUUUGUCGGUAGGAUAGGCUUGAUAGGUGGGUAAGGGAAGUCAACUGCAGUUUACGAGUUAAUUAUUUUAUUAAUAAACAUAUCGGACUCAUAUUCACAUUGUUCUAUAUCUCUGAAUAUCGAAGUGAAGCGUGACGAAAUUUAAAUUAUUAAAAGUGGUCUAUGAAUAUGAUUAAAAAUAAAAACAUGUUUAUAAAAUGUGUUUUGUAAUUUAAUGCGACUAGUGACGCUUUAAUGAUUGAAUCUGUAACGUGAAACCCUUGAUUUAUUGUAAGAGAGUGGUUAAAUUGACUCCAUAAUGUCAAAGGACGAUAGUUCAGGAUCUGAGGCACAGGAAUCCUUGCUGUAUUCUGCCAGACAUGGAGAACUGUCUGUGGUCAAGGCGAUGCUGGAAGCUAAAACUGAAGGAAAACUCACUCUGGACAUCAAUUGCAAAGGUAAAAGUAAAUCCAACCUUGGCUGGACUCCGCUCCACCUGGCCACAUACUUCGGGCACACAGAUGUGGUGGAAGCCUUGCUCGAAGCAGGCGCGAACGUCGACGAGGUUAAUGACACCGGGGAUUCAGCUCUGCACAAAGCAUCUUUUAUUGGAAAUGAGGAGCUAGUAAUCCUACUCCUCAAGCACAAAGCCGAUGUGAGUAUUAUGAACGGCGAGGGUCGGACGCCGUGUGAUGUAUCCAAGACACGCGAUGUUCAGCGUCUGCUGGAGGCGGCCGAGCGCGCGGAGAGGCACGAGCGAGAGCGACGUCUGCUCACCGCCGCCAAAGAUGGCAGGAUUGAGGAUAUACAGGAACUGCUAAGCAGUCCAAAUUCCCCGAACAUAAACUGCGUGGACGCGCAAGGCAACACGUGUUUACACUGCACCGCGUACAGAGGUCACACACGACUCGCCGUGCUACUCCUACAAAAUGGCGUCGAUACUACUUUGAGGAACAACAGUGGUCAGCUAGCCAUCGACAUGGCUAAAGACGCCGAGAUGCGUGAGGUGCUGAGCGUGCGGCCGGUGCAGCGGCUGCAGCGGACCGCCGCCAGGUUCGAGGGGCCGCUGCUGAAGCGGUCCAGGUUCCUGGGAUGGAGACCUGUCUGGGCGGUCCUCCAACGCGGUGUCCUCCUGUACUACGGGUCGCGGGCCGAGGCAGCUCGCGGGGGCACCCACUGGCGCGGCCGCAAGUACCUGGACGCGGCCACGCUCUCCGCCGCGGACACAGAACCCGCACUGCUGGUGCUGAACUUCAGUGACGGCGACACUCACCGCCUGGCUGUGCAGGGGGACAGGGAUGUGGCGGCUGUAAGGCAGCAAUGGGUGACUGCCCUGAACGAGCACAUCGCGUACUCGGGCCACUACCUGUGGGCGGGCGCCUCGCCCGACGCCGCCAGGGAGGCCACGGAGGAUUUGGAAGAUGAGUGUAAACCACUUGGGUCUAUGCAAGAUGCACUAACAGCUGCUACGAACAGCCUAGCGCUACUAGACACACAGCUUCGUGAGUGCGCCGCCAUCGUAGCGGCUCUUGAUAAAAGCGUCAACGUUGGCAACUCACUGCACCACUCCGCUUAUAUGCGGUUCCAACACGCGUGUGGCACGGGGUCGGAGGCCCUCUCCGCGCUGAAGCACUGCGCGGCGCUCGUGGCGCAGGCGCGGGACGCCGACACCGCCCGGCUCAACAGAGAGGUUGAAAGGAACAGAGUUCUGGAAGAAGCGCUCGCUGCCUUAGCGAGGACGCAUCACGCAUUAGAGAUGUCAGUAGCUGAAGAACUUACUAAGAGUAAAAGAAAGAAAAAGUCAAAGUCCUCGUCGACGCUGAACGAUUCGAAGGAGAACUUCUUUGAUGUAUUUGAAGAAUCGGAGGACGAGGACGACACGCUGGUGACGGCGGGACUGUCCAGCCCGCUGGGCGCGCUCAGUCCGUGGGGAAGCAGCCCCGACCUCACACGACGGACGCCCAUCGGCAGCCUCGAUGGCGACAAGACGCCAACGAACGAGGAGCCCGGUUCAUACGAGCGUCGCUUGUCGCUGUCGUCGGGCUCUCCCGUGUCGCUGCACACGGCGCUGAGCGCGGCCAGCUCGCGCGGCACGCUGGUGUCGGCCGGCGGACACGUCUACAGGAACGCCAGGCCCUACCGCAAGCAGGCUCAUCCCAGUUCUCAGUGGUCCCUUUAAAGUAUUGUUACUGGUCAGUAUAUAACGUCGACAAACAUACACUUAGCUUUAGCUAAAUAUAAACCGUUAUACACUUGCAAUAGUUUAGAACAAAUUGCACAAAAAUUGCAAAGUUAGCUCACUAAUCUAUAGUGCUAGACGAAGCACAAAUGUGCGGAUAUUGAAUUUAAUUAAUUUAAUAAUUAAUUCCAAAUAAAUUUGCCAUUGCAUUUUAAACUUUAAUGUUAUA